AUGGCUAACGAACACUUUGCUGCUGCUCUGAGGAACCUGGGGGGAAUUCAUUCGAUCCCCAAGCCUACUCCUAAGCCUAAGACCGGAGCUGGGAAGAAUGAUGAAUCCGGGUCCUCCAGGCAAGAGGCAACCGGUGGUGAAUCCAGAGCUGCAAUGGAGAAAAUUGCCUUGGGAGAGACUGAAGAGGUUGCGGAGCCUGGUAGCCAAGAGUUGGUGACCCGGGGGAGGAAGAGGAAGCAGGGCUCGGCGCAGAAGGCCCCAGCUAAAGUUCCCAAAGUUGGCCGGGGGAAAGGGGUUCUGCUGGAUUCUGACUCGGAUUCUGAUGAUGAAGAUGACGAUGGGGAAGGUGCCCGGGUUUCCCUUGGGGCCGGGAAGUACUCUGCCCGGGAAAUAAUCAAGAUAAUGUCGGAGAUUCCGACCGAGGAAGACUGGGUUAGGAUGGAUGAUUCCGGGAUGGUGAGCACUUUCAAGGAACUGGGGAGUCUUUGGGGUCAGCUGGGGUCUCGUCUAGCCGGGUUCAAUACCAUUGCUUUUAACUUGAUAAAUUCGGAAAGGAGCACUGCUGAGACUUUUGGGGCGAGAGCCCGGAAAGCUGAGUCGGACUUGGCCCUGGAGAGGUCGGCUAAGGAGAAGUUGGAGUCCGAGUUGGAGAAGCGGGUGAAGGAAGCCGAAUCCCGGCUGGAAGCUGAGUGGAAGCGGAAACUGGAGGAUGCUGAGACCCGGGCGGGUGAUUCUGAGAAGAGGGUGGCCGGACUCGAGGGGGAUGUGGAGAAGCUGAGGAAACAACUCGAGGACCGAAAGGAGCCAGAAGUUGUGAUUGCUGAUUUCAAGGAAUCUGAAGAGUAUAAGGGUGCCCUGGCCAAUGCUGCAGCUGCGGAGGUUGUCCGAUGCUGGAAUGUUGCCGAGAGGCACAUCAAAACGGAUCCGGUGGCAGAUCUGACCAGUUUCAUCAACCUUUAUAUCCAGGCCAAGGAUGAUGUUUCGGCCGGCAAGGGUGAACCUGAACCCUUCGAGGGUCCUUCUUCGAGCUUCAUCGCUCCAGCCAAUCCGGUCGCUCCCGUCGAUGCGGCUCUUCAGACAAACAACCUUCACCCUGCUACUUAGCCACUUUUUCUUUAAUCUUGAACAUGUUCUUUGAAAUGAUCUUUUGUAUUCCUGGAUGAAUUUUUGCCGGAUUUGAAUAUUUAUCCGAGGUCCGUGUGGACCCGGGAUGUGGAUGCUUUC
This is a messenger RNA of Daucus carota subsp. sativus, 1224 nucleotides long. RefSeq lists its product as uncharacterized. The transcript has 2 exons. Lineage: Eukaryota; Viridiplantae; Streptophyta; Magnoliopsida; Apiales; Apiaceae. The coding region runs from base 1 to 1104 and encodes 367 amino acids. The record is from RefSeq and is a predicted model, not a curated record.